AUGGAUAUUAUCAACACUUCUAGAGCAACUCAUGUCACUAAGACGGUGCACAGCAAGCCAUAUAAUGCUCUCUCCACUGACAACCCCAAGCUCAGCCAAGCUGGCAAGAGCAUCUUGAUUACCGGCGGCGGAACGACAAUUGGCAAUAGCAUUGGGCGCUCUUUCGUACGUGCCUCGGCUGAAGCAGUCAUUAUCCUAGGGCGACGUCUUGAGGUCCUCCAAGAGGGCGCCCGUCGCCUUGAGCAAGAGGCAAAAGCCGCUGGAACGCAAACAAAGAUCAUCCACCGCCAGCUCGACAUUACCGACUUCUCCGCCGUCGAUGAGUUCUGGAAGCACUUGGCUUCCGAGGGGAUUUCCGUCGAUGUGUUCGUGUCGAAUGCCGCCGCUUUUCCUCAGCUGAAGCCUUUGUUGGAGUCAGGUACAAACAAUAUGUGGUCAGACCUUAAUACCAACGUCCAUGCGCCCAUGUACCUGUUGGAGAAGUUCCAUGCACAGAAUACUGGAAAGAGAAGAGCAAGAAAGCCCAUUUUCGUUGUCAACGUCUCCAGCAGCAUAGCGCACAAUUAUAUGCAAGAUGUCACCACGAAGCUUGCCGCAUACGCUUUCAACAAAUCUUGUAGCACUCUGCUCUUUCAGAUGGUUGCCAAGGAUACACCCGUUGAGGAGAUGCAGAUCACUUCGAUGCACCCUGGUCUUAUCUGGUCACCGGAGUGGGUGAAGAUGGGCUUCAAAGAAGAUGUUGGAUUUGAUGACCUCGCUCUCCAUGGUAAUUUCGCAGUUUGGCUCGCAACCCCUAACGCUGCAUUCCUCCAUGGUCGAUUCACUUGGGCAUCUUGGGAUAUCAAUGAGCUGUCCGAGGGCCCAAUUCGCGAGUGUAUUGAGAAGGAUCCUUACUAUCUCAAGAUGACCAUACGUGGUGCCAACCCAUGA
Molecule: messenger RNA, 930 nt
Organism: Fusarium fujikuroi IMI 58289
Lineage: Eukaryota; Fungi; Ascomycota; Sordariomycetes; Hypocreales; Nectriaceae
Product: related to peroxisomal short-chain alcohol dehydrogenase
Exons: 4
Coding region: 1-930 (309 amino acids)
Molecular function (GO): oxidoreductase activity, acting on the CH-OH group of donors, NAD or NADP as acceptor
Source: RefSeq, a predicted model, not a curated record